Molecule: messenger RNA, 5010 nt
Organism: Sarcophilus harrisii (Tasmanian devil)
Lineage: Eukaryota; Metazoa; Chordata; Mammalia; Dasyuromorphia; Dasyuridae
Gene: NARF
Product: nuclear prelamin A recognition factor
Exons: 11
Coding region: 344-1714 (456 amino acids)
Cellular component (GO): lamin filament
Molecular function (GO): lamin binding
Source: RefSeq, a predicted model, not a curated record
UUGGACAUUUAGAUUGGUUGUGUUUCUACCCCUCCCACUCUUUGAAUGCUCAUUGGCGAAUAAACGUGUCAAUCAAGAAGGAGCCUACUGAAGAAAGGGGAGCAGGGCAAUGCUAACAAAAAGGCAGCAGGAACCUAAAUUUAUUUCUAUAAGAUUCAAGAACUGGUGCGAUAUUUGUUCUUUGUGAGACUUUAUUUUUGAGAGCAGAAAAAUACACUUCCAGCAUACGUCUGUUUUCUUCAUUCUUCAUAGUCAGUCUGUACCGAAGUACUCACAAAGACCAAACUCUGAACCUACCUUUCCUGUAUUUGAACUAAAACAGCAAUUAAAAACAAAUCUCCAAAUGAAGUGUGAAAAUUGCACAAAGAAGGAAUGUAUUAAAAAAUCAAAAAUUGAUGACCAACAAAAUGUAUCAGUUGAUAUACCAAAUUUUAACAGUGAACAUGAAGAGAAAAGUGAGUUCCAUAAGUUGGCUGAUGCUAAAAUAUUUCUCAGUGAUUGCCUGGCUUCUGACAGUUGUGUGACAGUAGAGGAAGGAAUAAAAGUUUUCCAGCAGAAUCAGAAGGAGUUUUUUCGUAUACUGAACCUUAAUAAGAAAUGUGAUACUUCAGUCCACAAAGUCUUGGCGGUGUCUAUAUGCCCUCAGUCCUUGCCUUAUUUUGCUGCCAAGUUUAAUCUCAGUGUAACUGAUGCAUCAAAAAGACUCUGUGGUUUCUUAAAAAGCCUUGGUGUACAUUAUGUAUUUGAUUCAACAAUAGCUGUUGAUUUUAGUAUCCUGGAAAGUCAGAAAGAAUUUGUAUAUCGAUAUCGCCAGCAGAAGCAAGAAGAACAUUCCUUACCUAUGUUUGCUUCUGCCUGUCCAGGUUGGAUCCAGUAUGCAGAAAGAGUUCUGGGUAACCCAGUAAUACCACAUAUAUGUACUGCAAAAUCCCCCCAGCAGAUCAUGGGAUCAUUGGUGAAGGAUUACUUUGCCAGACAACAGAACUUGUCUCCAGAUAAAAUUUUUCAUAUCAUUGUGGCCCCUUGUUAUGACAAGAAGCUAGAAGCUCUUAGAGAAGAUUUUUACACUGCUUCAUAUAAUUCUCAUGAUGUUGAUUGUGUGUUAACAUCAGGUGAAAUUAUCCAGAUUAUGGAACAAAAAAAAGAAUUCAUGAAAGAAGCUGUAGUAGAUACUUUGUUUGGUGAGAUAAAGGAAGAAGACACAGUGAAUGAUGGUACAACCAGGUCAGAUGGUUACCUGGAACACAUCUUUAAAUAUGCUGCCAAAGAACUGUUUGACAUGAACAUUAAGGAAAUUACUUACAAAGCAUUGAAAAACAAAGACUUCCAGGAGGUUACUCUGGAAAAAAAUGGGGAAAUAAUGCUACGAUUCGCUGCUGCUUAUGGCUUUCGAAAUAUCCAGAACAUGGUCCUGAAACUUAAAAAGGGCAAGUUCCCAUAUCACUUUGUAGAAGUCCUGGCCUGUCCUGGAGGAUGCUUAAAUGGCAAAGGUCAAACUCAGACUGAAGAUGGAAAACCAGACAAGGCACUGCUGAGGCGAAUGGAAGAAGUAUAUGCUGAAAUCCCUGUACAACUUCCAGAAACUAACACACAUGUGCAGAAACUAUACCAAGAGUGGCUAGAUGGUAUGGACUCUCCAAAGGUCCAGGAAGCUCUGCACACCACUUAUAGCUCUGCUGAACUCCCCACAGACAACAUGGAUAUCAAGUGGUGACAGCAAAGUUGGUAAAAGUAAGUCCUUUUAAUAGGACUUGUAUAAGUGACCUUGGAAACAUUCUAUGCAAUCAGAAACACUUUCUUUGGACUUUAAUUAUGAAGAAGCUGGGUUUUUUUUCCUCUUAAAACAAGUUUUUUUUUUCCUGAAAAUUAUAGUCUCUUAGGUUUCCUAUUUUCUUAUUCAAUUAGGUUGGUACUGUACUCAUAAUUUGUAUUUGAACAGUACCUUUUACCAACGAAGAAUGAUUUCUCUGAAUUUAAAAUAUAUUCUUUGUUCUAAGAAUUAUUUUAAAGAUCCAAUUUAAGGACAGUAAGUGGUAUUUCCCAUAGCCAAGACCAAAAUUUAAAAAAAAAUUAAGUUGAAGUUUUAUUACACAUUAAAGAGAAAUGAUUGAAAAAAACUUCAUGUAAUCCCCUGCAAAAUGUAUCCAGGAACCCAAAGAUGAGUAGUCUAAUUGAAUGUCAAGAAUAAAAGGAGUGGUUUACUAUCAAGUGGAAUGGAUUUUCAGAUCCAAACAUUCAUCAUAAACAAACCAUUUCAGAGCCAAGAAUUGGGGGGAAAAGAGGCAAGAGAAGGAACAGGAUGUAAAUACAGGGAUUCAAAACCUCUCUGAAGAAUUAAGGGCCAGAGGGAAUAAAGAGGUAGAGGACCUAUCAAGAGGACCUAUAGGAAUGAGGACAAAAGCUCAGGGUCCAGGGUAGAAGGGAUGGGGCACUGUGGGGCUUGUAAAGUCAUUGUAUACACUGUAUACAGCUUUAGUAGAAGGCAUCAUUGAUCAGACAGAAAAGGAAGAGGGGUAACUGAGCAAAGAACCCAUGGUUAAAAAAAAAUGUUCUGAGUGUGGUGAAUAGUAGGGGAAGGAAUAAGCACAUGAAGUUUGGAGGUGUUUCAACUCCUAGGUCCUAGGCAUCGAGCAUUUGUAACAUAGAGCAGGAACAUGAGGCCCACAGAGAAGGCAGCAAAGCCAUCCAGGCUGGGAUAGAAUCCAAGAGAUUGGGGCUUUCUCUACCACCACAUUUUUCAACCUCUACUGUGGUACAUAGUCCCUGUGUAGUUCCCAAGAGGAAGUCCAAGGAAAGGAACAAAGACAAUGAAUAAUUUCACCAAAACAUUUAGCAGAAUCAGCAUUAUGUUUGACUGUGAUUAUGAAAAAGAUGGGAAGUGUAAAUGACAAUCCUAUAAAUUAUAGAGAAUAUUCCCGAUUUCAUUAUAAUCUUUGUGAUAGCAAAUAUCCCCAGCAUUUCAAAAGAAGACAAUGCAGGUGGAAUUAGAAUACUUUGAAGCUUAAGGCAGAUAUUGAUGAUGUUUUAACAAAGACCUGCUUCUUUAAAGUACUUGGACAAUACUUUGUCAUCAGAAUUGGACCUAUAAAAAUAACUCACAUUUUCUGCUUAGAAAUUUUUUUUCCAAUUUUAUAAACCUCCCCAAAGAAAUGCCUAACAAAACCUAAAUCAUUCUAGGAAGCAAUUGUUGGAAAUGGAAAACUGCAUUGGUCUGGAAGUAAGGAAAUAGUCCUAAUUCUGACUGCCCUAACUACCCUUGUGGCUAUGAGCAAAUCUUUAUCAGUUUUGUUAUCCAUAAGAUGUUGAAAUCAAAUUGGUGGAUCUCAAAAAUCCUUUUUAAUUCCAAUAUUUCUGAUCCCUUUUCACAGACCUAUCUUUUUUAGUCCCAUUUUUACUUUCUUUCUUCUUCAUUGCUUUGUUGGCAGCUUCCAAAUCAAAAGUGUUUUUGUCUCAUGCAAAGGAAAUUAAUUUAUCUACUCAUGCUCCAUAAACCACUUGUAUAACAUAGUCUUCCUUUCAUGCACUGCAAAUACUGAUAAUUGUGGCCUUUUUCUUCCUGAAUAGAAAUAGGAAUUGUGGGACGGAAAGAAUGAGUAUAAGGAGUUAGUUGCAGAAAAGUAAUCUGGAGAUACACAGUUCAAAACAAUCUUUGACCGGAUCCAGUAAAUUCUGUAGGAAAAAAAAAACAAAAAAAACAAAAAAAAAAAAAACUUAUAAGUAAAUGCAAAUUUUCCUGAACAGUUUUUAGAGAUUGUCAAAGUAACUUUGUUUUAAAUCCUCAUAUUUAUAGUGAGAUCCUAUAGCCCCUCCAUGUAACUACAACCUUGUAUGAUUAGAGUAAAUGUUAGAUUACCAGUUUGUUUUAUGCAUGUGUGUUUCUUCAUAUGAUGGAUGAUUAUAUGUAUUGUGAUAAAUAAUAUUUGUUUUGUCCUACUUUUUUAUCUGAAAGCAUCUCUCUGAGUAAUAAGAGCGUAAUAAGGAAGAAUUGUGGAAGACUAAUUGAAUUUAGGUAUAGUUUUUCCCAGCAGGAGUUGGAACCUGGAAACAGAUUCAAUAAAUAUCUCCUUUUUGCCAAUCACUUUACUAAGAUCUGUGGAUACAAAGAAAAAGAAAAGCAAAAUCACGUAUAUACUAUUAUUGCACCACCUUUUAAGUCCACAUGUCCAAAUGACCUCUCUCCAGGGUGCUUCCACCAAGCUGUCUCUUACAAACAAGAUGAAAAGGACUAGCAGACAAAGAAUUUGUUCAGUCUCUUCUCAACAGACCUGGAACAUCAAGAUUAGGCACUGGGUACACAUGAUAACAACUUUACAUAUUCCUAAUGCUAUUGUUUUUAAAUUGAAAUCAAGGAAGCUAUUUUUAAUAAUUAAUGUCAGUAAAUGAAAAUAAAACUGACUUAGAAUAGAAUAAAUACACAAUAGCUAACAUAUACCCCAAUUUCCUACUCCACAUGGAGGUGCUUGAGCUCAAGGCAAUUUAUGACCCAAUGGGUUGAGGAAAUCUCUAUUUUAGUCUUUUGAGGGCUAUGUAAAGAUAUUUGCCACAUACUUCAUUGGUAAUCCUGUCUUUAUAUGUUCCUUUGCUUCUGUACUCUUAAGUACAAAGGAGGAAGUGAAAAUAGAGCUCAUAUACGCACACAUACACACAUAAUUUAUUUUUAUUCUUUUAGUUAGAAUUCAAAUUCUAAAUGGAAUUUUGUGGUCCUAUAUCUUAUAAUGUACUUUUGGUAGCCCUACCUUUACCCUAUACAGUGGUCAUCUCAUAAAGAGGUAGGGCAAAGGUAUUGGUGAGACGGGAUCAUCCUUGCAGAGCUGUGAAGGUAAUUUUCUUCAACUCUUCAACCCAUGUAUAUUUUGAUAUUUUGUAGUAUAUCGUACAAAAAAACAAAAUAAACUUAAACUUGUGAUAUCAGACAUUGCUAAUAGCCUCUGUUGGGUGUUGUAUCUGAAUGCUGUUCUUUGAAUUCUGGUAUUAUGUAUCUGAAAUAGAUAAUGGAUAUGUCAAAUAAUG